Molecule: messenger RNA, 1894 nt
Organism: Arabidopsis lyrata subsp. lyrata
Lineage: Eukaryota; Viridiplantae; Streptophyta; Magnoliopsida; Brassicales; Brassicaceae
Exons: 1
Coding region: 1254-1628 (124 amino acids)
Source: RefSeq, a predicted model, not a curated record
AAAAAUCAGAAGUAAACUACAUAUGUAACCAGAACUUCAAUAAACCAAUCCAACACGUUAUUAAAUAAAGCAAAUGGAGCUCAUCUAGAAACACCCUCUUUAAUAUCCAACAUAUAACUUGUAUAAACUCUGACAAUGUAGAAACAUAUUACUAUGUUAGGAAACUAUUACGCCAAAGUCAAUCAUGGUUAGAUAAACUCAUAAACCCCAUUCCUCUUAACAUACUACAAAUCCUCGAAUUUUCUUCUUAGAAUUUCCAUUCCUUAGUCCCUUGAAAUUUUUCCCUAAAUAAGUCCGAAAUGGAUGGUGUUCGUCACCGUCCUCGACCACUUCUUAUUAUGAUGAUAGCUUUCAACAUCAUGUUCAACACUCUCAGGCCAAUUAUCAUCCCACCAACUGCUCUCAACGCAUCAUGUCCAAAACCGGAGAUGAUGACAAUAGCGGAAUUUCGAGUCAGACAAGUAACUAUAAAGAGUUUUUGGGUGUUUAGUAACUCAGCGUUUGCCUUUGCUCUUGCGGCGGCAUUAGUUCAAGUCUGGACGCAGAGAGGAGAGAGAGUCUCCUUUACGCUUGUGAUGGUCGCUUUGCUCUGCAUGUCGAUUUCGAGCAAGUGCUCGAUGGUUGUUAACUUUUGGCCUUCUUGGUUUAUUUAUGCUUCCUCUUUCACUGAAGGACUGUUACUUCUGCUAACUAUUUGUCUCUAAACCUGUCCUAUCAAGAAGAAGGUACGAAAGGACGGCAUACUCUGUCCCUUAGUGAAAGCGUGAAAGCUCCUCUGCCAAGCUCUCUGUCUUGGUUAAUGGUUAAUGUGAUCUCUGUUAUGUUCACGGUGGAUAUCGUUGGAUGAGAUCGUCAAUCAGUAAUUUAUAUAAUAAGUUCAUUAAUAUUCGAUCUUUUAUAUGUGUGAUGUGUUUUGCUCUGUUGUAUCAUGAAUGUUUGCUCUAUUUUCUAAACCAAGCAGAAUAAAAUUUCCACGAACCAACUUGUUUAACCGGAAAUAUCGUGUUUCGUAACGAAUGAAAAUUGUGUAACCGGUAUUUCACGGUGGCCAAAGAGGUCAGGUCCUUUAUCAUCACAACUCACGCCGUUAGAAAACGUACGGUUAUUAUAAACCAUAGUUAAUAGUAAAAAUUUAACCAUGGUCAGGUUAACAUUAAACCCCUUUUUCCUCUUUUUAACAAAUUCCAAAACCCCUUGUUCAGAUUUUUCUCUCUGAUCUUCUUCGUCUCAAAUCCUGCAAGAUUCCGAUCGCCAUGGAUGAGGAUGGAGCUGUUGAGAGACGUAAAGUGCAACGUCGAUUGAUCGUUCGUUUCGGCGUCGCAGUCACGCUCGUUCUUUUGACCGGAGUCUACAAACGAGCAGCUUGUUUCAAUGGUUCAGAUCCAAAUUCGGGAACGGAGACGACGGAGAACGGAGACGCUGCCUUCUAUUGGGCAUCAAUGUUCAACAAAGCAGCUCAGAUUUCUUCUUUGACCGCGACUAUCCAUACCCUACCCCUGACGCUGAUGUUGGCACUAGGGAUGAGACGCCGAAUAUACUGCAACUGCGAUACGCAGAUCCUGUUGUCUUUCGUCUGCCUAACGAUCUCGCUCUCUCUCAUGGCGUAUCUUCGCUGGUGGAUGAAUUAGUUAGUCGCUCUUUGCUUUCUUCGUUUACUGAGACGUGAGUAAGAAUCAUCCUCUGCUUUCUCUAUCUCUAUUGAGUAAGAAUCAUCCUCUGCUUUCUCUAUGGAACUGUGUCGUUUUAGUAAGAUUAUCCUCUGCUUUCUCUACGGAACGGUGUCGUUUACUGAGAUCAUCCUCUGCUUUCUCUUUCUUCUUCUUCUUCUUUUUUUUCUCUGUUUCUUUGGUUUGGGAUCUUGAACAUGAUUUUAUGAAUACCAUUUGAUUUCUAA